AUGCUUUGUGCUUGUGUUGUCUGGGUUGGAAAGCCACCUAGGGAGGUGCUGUCUCCAAAGAAAAUAGGGUGAGAACAGGGUGGAAGGAGGAAUCUGGGCAACCAAAAAGCAGAAGGGGCAUCUCUGGGAUGGAGGGAGAGGGAUGGUAAGGCUGAAGAAGUGCAGACCAGAAUGAGCAGCAAGAAUGUCCGAUUCACAGACAACAUGGCCACAGCCCUUUCCCUGCCCCAUUUCUGCUUUAAGAUAUGGCUAGAGAAGGUUAGUCCUGCAGAGGUGAGGCCCUGGCUCUAGCCCAUCUGCAGCUGAACCUCUCCCCUGCCCCACAGGUCCCUGGCCAAGCAGAUUUCCCUGCAGGCAGCCCUCCGGGACCCCAGGGGCAGUGAUGGCCUGAUGGGGCAGGUGGAAGAGCAGGUGGAAGCCAUGAAGCCAGUGAAGUGAGGUGUGGAGCUGGCUGCCCUCGAGUGCCAGCACCAGUUCCACUCUCCCCGCUGGAACUGCUCCACCCUGCAGGGGCUGCAGGUCUUGGGCAAAGCCACCAUCCAAGGUCAGUGAGGGAGGGGUGGCACAGACAGGCUUGGCAUGGUGUCCCUCCAGAAUGCCUACUGUGCCCUUGGCACAUCAGCCUAGUGUGCCAGAAUUGCACUGGACCCAUCCCCAGAGUGGCCAGUGGUUUCUUCCACAUGCUAACAAGUCUGUCAGCACAGAGCAAACUGAACCAAACGCUCUCACAAAUAUUAGCAUUCUGGAGAAACUCCUUCCUUUUUGGCCAGAUUUGGCAUUUUGCUCCCAUCAGACCAUCCUGGGUACCACCUCUGCAGACUGGUAGAUUUUCCCCCUGACCCUGCCACCCACCCUGCCACAGAGCCACGUCACUUAAUGACUCCCCGCACACCCCGGUGAACACCCUGACAUGUAUUUCUCCCGAGCAGUCUCCAUCAGAAAGCAUGAAGUCUCCAUCCUUCCUGUGUGCAGUGACAGCCUCUUUUCCCACCCUGUGCCCCAUAAGUGCCUUUGCCCUCUGCAGCCUGGUGCCAUCUCUUGUCCUGCUGCAGGCACGCAGCAGUCGGGACAAGAGAUGGCACCAUGCCAUCCAUGCCAUCUCCGCUGCCAGCUUUGCUUCUGCUGUCACCUGUGCCUGCAGCCACGGGGAGCUGCACAAGCAUGGCUGUGACCACAAGAUCCGAGGAGUCAGCCCUGAAGGUGGAAGAAGAAACGGGCAGCAGGGAGAAGGUUUCCAGUGGUCAGGCUGCUCUGAUAACCUGUUUUAUGGGAUUGACUUCUCUCAGGCCUUCGUGGACAGCCCCGAGAGGAGCUGCGGUGUCUCCUCCAGCCGAAUGCUCAUCAACCUGCACAACAAUGAGUCAGGGAGGAAGGGCAGCCCCAUGCUCCCAGAGGAGUCUGCAUCCUUCUGCCUUUCCUGGCCCAGCACUGUGCUGAUUACCCUAAGCUGGCUCCUGCUUGUGUGGAGGGGGGUCCCAGCCUCCCCUCCACUCUUCUGUGCAGUCUCCUUUUCCUCACACCCCACCUAUGAUUUAGGAAAUAAUUCACUCUGUUCUUCUCUGAAGGGCUUCCCUGCCCCUCCAGCACCUCUUCAAUAAAGAAAGACAGCUGCAGGGGCUGCAGUCAGA
Parus major (Great Tit) is the source of this 1628-nucleotide messenger RNA. Its product is annotated as protein Wnt-4a-like. The record is from RefSeq and is a predicted model, not a curated record. Gene Ontology annotation, biological process: canonical Wnt signaling pathway; neuron differentiation; cell fate commitment. Bases 945 to 1598 code for a protein of 217 amino acids. Gene Ontology annotation, cellular component: extracellular region. The transcript is spliced from 3 exons. NCBI's taxonomy places the organism in Eukaryota, Metazoa, Chordata, Aves, Passeriformes, Paridae. Gene Ontology annotation, molecular function: cytokine activity; frizzled binding.